This is a messenger RNA of Sycon ciliatum, 1339 nucleotides long. Its product is annotated as V-type proton ATPase subunit D-like. The coding region runs from base 147 to 896 and encodes 249 amino acids. The transcript has a single exon. Gene Ontology annotation, cellular component: proton-transporting V-type ATPase complex. Gene Ontology annotation, molecular function: proton-transporting ATPase activity, rotational mechanism. NCBI's taxonomy places the organism in Eukaryota, Metazoa, Porifera, Calcarea, Leucosolenida, Sycettidae. The record is from RefSeq and is a predicted model, not a curated record.
UGACAUUUUGAUAAUCUCCACGUAAAUUUUCGAGCGAAGCGAGUGCAAUUCCGGAGCUCAGGCGCUAGGCCCUAACCAGCUCUCCUCGGCCGCGUCUGUUGGAACAAUCCGAUCAUUUAGCUUUCUCGUCUCCAGAAACUUGAAAGAUGUCGGGCCAAGGAGAUAAGAUUAACGUGUUUCCAUCACGAAUGGCAUUGCAAAUCAUGAAAGGACGACUAAAAGGAGCUCAGAAGGGGCAUAGUUUGCUGAAGAAGAAAGCUGAUGCGCUAACGAUGCGGUUCCGCCAGAUUCUUGCCAAGAUUAUCGAGACGAAAACGCUAAUGGGAGAAGUGAUGAAACAGGCUACUUUCUCUCUGACGGAGGCAGUUUAUGCUGCUGGUGACAUUGGACCCGUUGUCAUGCAGAAUGUGGAUAAAGCUCAAACAAAAGUUCGCUCCAAGAAGGACAAUGUAGCUGGUGUCACCCUUCCAGUAUUUGAAUCCUACACUGAUGGCUCAGACACUUUCCAGUGGACUGGACUUUCCAGAGGAGGUCAGCAAGUAGCACGAUGCAAGGAGUUCUUUUCCAAGGCAGUGACCUUGAUGGUGGAGCUAGCAUCACUACAGACAAGUUUCAUCACAUUGGAUGAAGUCAUAAAGAUCACAAACCGUCGAGUUAACGCCAUUGAGCAUGUAAUCAUUCCACGCAUUGAACGGACGAUUGCGUACAUCACGACAGAGCUUGAUGAGCGAGAGCGAGAGGAGUUCUAUCGGCUGAAGAAGAUCCAGGAGAAGAAGAAGGAAAUGCGGGCGAAGAAGGAGGCGGCGCUAGCUUUGCUGAACACCACCGAUGGUGGUAGUCGGGAAGCACCCAAUUUGCUGGCGUCAGGAGUGGAUGAGGACAUUUUAUUCACAUAGCACCACUGCUGUAACCACUGCUGUCUGUUGCAUUACUGCAUGGGACCUUUUUCUGUCGGUCAUUGACUCCUCAUCCUUCUCUUCUGGGUACAUGUAUUGUCCCAGCUCUUCAACCAUCUUCUGAUCCGUGACAUGAUGUAUUUUGUAAAGUGUGUAACUCACAGAAAAAGUUAUUUUAAUGUUUUUUUCUCUUUCUUAUAAAUCAUUGUCAAUGUCACCCAAUCGAUAUCGUCUCCUAUGUGUGGAAUUUUCAUGCCGAUUAACAAUCAGGUGUGCAUUCCUUGCUAUCUAAUUUUCCUGCAUAUUUCAUUCCUUACGGCUUUGUUGACUGCUUAUAUAUUUGACUCCUUCCUAGGGAUUGAAAAAAUGCUUUGGUUUGUCGUGAUAAAUCUAAUAUUGACUUCGUACUAGGUCGAUGUGUGAAAUAAAAACCUGGUCAAAGA